AGCCGUACCACCAAAGAAAGGAUGCUAUUAAAAUCUUGGGACUGGGCUAAAUGAUGUUGCAUUGCAGACCCUAAUAUGGUUAAUGCAGGAGACAUGAAUGGUUCUGGCAACCUGAUGGAUUUUUUGGAUGAGCCUUUCCCUGACGUUGGGACUUACGAAGAUUUCCACACCAUUGACUGGCUGCGAGAGAAAUCACGUGACACUGACAGGCACAGAAAGAUUACAAGCAAAAGUAAGGAAUCCAUAUGGGAAUUCAUCAAGAGUUUGCUGGACGCUUGGUCAGGAUGGGUUGUAAUGCUUCUCAUAGGACUACUGGCAGGCACAUUGGCUGGAGUGAUAGAUUUAGCUGUGGAUUGGAUGACAGACCUGAAGGAGGGUGUCUGCUUAUCUGCAUUCUGGUACAGCCACGAGCAGUGCUGCUGGACGUCUAAUGAAACUACAUUUGAUGACAGGGACAAAUGUCCCCAGUGGCAGAAAUGGUCUGAACUUCUUGUAAACCAGUCUGAGGGUGCAAGUGCUUACAUUCUAAACUAUUUUCUAUACAUUAUGUGGGCUCUAUGUUUUGCUUUCCUGGCAGUCUCUCUGGUCAGAGUGUUUGCUCCCUAUGCUUGUGGCUCUGGAAUCCCAGAGAUAAAAACCAUCUUGAGUGGGUUCAUUAUUAGGGGCUACCUGGGAAAGUGGACACUUUUAAUCAAAACAGUCACCUUGGUUCUGGUGGUAUCUUCAGGCCUCAGCCUUGGGAAAGAAGGGCCGUUAGUUCACGUGGCCUGUUGCUGUGGAAACUUCUUCAGCAGCCUUUUCUCAAAGUACAGCAAGAAUGAAGGAAAGAGAAGAGAGGUGCUUUCAGCUGCAGCAGCUGCAGGAGUUUCUGUUGCCUUUGGAGCUCCAAUUGGAGGUGUACUUUUUAGUUUGGAAGAGGUCAGUUAUUACUUUCCACUGAAAACCCUCUGGAGGUCAUUUUUUGCUGCUCUUGUGGCUGCCUUCACGCUGAGAUCCAUCAAUCCUUUUGGAAACAGCCGACUGGUCCUUUUCUACGUGGAGUAUCAUACCCCCUGGUACAUGGCGGAGCUUUUCCCUUUCAUUCUGCUCGGCGUCUUCGGUGGUCUCUGGGGGACCCUGUUUAUCCGGUGCAACAUUGCCUGGUGCAGGAGGCGAAAAACCACCAGGCUUGGGAAAUACCCAGUCCUGGAGGUUAUCGUGAUAACUGCUAUUACUGCCAUUAUUGCCUACCCUAACCCGUACACCCGGAGGAGCACCAGCGAGCUGAUCUCAGAGCUCUUCAACGACUGCGGCGCCCUGGAGUCCUCGCAGCUCUGUGACUAUAUCAAUGACCCAAACAUGACCCGGCCUGUGGAUGACAUUCCUGACAGACCUGCUGGCCCUGGAGUCUACACGGCGAUGUGGCAGCUCGCCUUGGCUUUGGUGUUUAAAAUUGUCAUCACGAUAUUUACUUUCGGCAUGAAGAUCCCUUCAGGCCUUUUCAUUCCCAGUAUGGCUGUUGGAGCCAUGGCUGGCAGGAUGGUGGGGAUCGGAGUAGAGCAGCUGGCCUAUCACCAUCAUGACUGGAUCAUCUUCAGGAACUGGUGCAGACCUGGGGCAGACUGCGUCACACCGGGACUUUACGCUAUGGUGGGAGCGGCAGCUUGCCUAGGUGGUGUUACCCGAAUGACUGUCUCGCUGGUGGUGAUUAUGUUUGAGCUAACUGGAGGCCUGGAGUACAUCGUACCUCUUAUGGCUGCAGCUGUCACAAGCAAGUGGGUGGCAGAUGCCUUUGGGAAAGAAGGGAUCUACGAGGCUCACAUUCACCUGAACGGUUACCCAUUUCUGGACGUGAAGGAUGAAUUCACUCACCGAACCCUGGCAACGGAUGUUAUGAGGCCAAGGCGUGGUGAAGCUCCUCUCUCUGUUCUGACACAGGACAGCAUGACUGUGGAGGAUGUCGAGACAUUAAUCAAGGAGACUGACUACAACGGUUUUCCAGUAGUGGUUUCUAAAGACUCGGAGAGGCUUAUCGGAUUUGCACAGAGACGAGAACUGAUUCUUGCGAUAAAGAAUGCAAGACAGCGGCAGGAUGGGGUAGUGAGCAACUCCAUCGUGUAUUUCACUGAAGAUCCCCCAGAGCUGCCACCCAAUAGUCCCCAUCCACUGAAGCUGCGGCGUAUUCUCAACUUGAGCCCUUUCACUGUCACUGACCACACACCAAUGGAGACAGUGGUAGAUAUCUUCCGGAAACUUGGACUCCGACAGUGUCUUGUCACUCGCAGUGGGAGGCUGCUGGGUAUCAUAACUAAAAAGGAUGUAUUAAGACAUAUGGCUCAAAUGGCAAACCAGGACCCUGAAUCUAUCAUGUUUAACUAGACUGAUAAAGGAAGAAGAGAGAAAGUAACCUCAAAGGGAUCUCUUCUAGAUUAACACAAAGGCUAUGUUUGGCGUUUCAUUUUGUUUAAAGAGAAAAUAUAAUGUGGAUGAGGAAUGGCCCAAUAUACCUCUGACAGAAGGAGUGGAUGCAGGAUGGCACUUAUUUAAUGAUGCAGGCAGUUAGGAGCUCUGAGCAGCUGCAGACAUCAAGCUGUGUUUCCUUAAUGAGUUUCCUAAUGCCUCAAUUGGUGCAUUUGUGGGUAUAAGUGAUGUGGUGCUAAGAGACAAAGAGCCAGGAGCACCAGUGGGAUACAGCAACAUUCAUAGUAAAUCAUGAGGCAGGUGUGAAGACUAGCAGACACUGUUUAUGUACAUGUUAUUAACAGAAACAAAGUUUUGUGCUCCAAAUUAGAGUUUGUAUGAGUAAUGAUGUCAGUUGUUUUUGUUACUGAAAUCAUGGCUAUUUACUAGCUACUGAAUUAUACUAUUUUCACAGGGAAAGAAUCAUCUUCAUUUAUUUUUGUAAAAGUUAAGUAAAUUAAGACUGGAGUUAAAGGAGUAAGAACACACUUCACUUUAAAACAUUUUGUCCCCUGUUUCCUGCUUUAGUCCUUUGAAUUUAAUACAGUUUAGCAUUUCUAUCAGUCAGUUUCCCUUUAUUAAUGUUAAAAUGUGACUUAUUUGUAAGGAUUUGUUAUUUCUCUAUGCAAUUUUGCAUACAGGUACUGUAAUAUUUAGUAUUAAGUGGUUUGCUACGACAACAGGAAAAAGUAUAAAAGUCCAUGGAGGAAUUUUCACAGGCACAAAAGAAAGUCUGCUGUCCAGCUGUCGUUGAUAUGAGCAACAAGAGAUUCAGUCCUUCACCUGCCUCCUUGUGUGUAAAGAAACAUCAGCAUUUUUCACAAGUUAAUGAAGUUCUGCAUUGAUUACUGACGCUCCAUUUUGUUCAUUUUCUUCAUUACCAUUUCUUGGCAUUUGUCUGCACCUGCCAAGAGAUUAUUUAAAUUAAUUUAAUGGAGUCACAGACAUCUACUCUGCAGCAUAUCUACUCUUUAUCCAGCUUCUGCCAGUCAUAGGACUGUGGAAUACCUCCCCAUAACACCAUAUCUGGAUAAGGGAGGAAAAGGAUUGAGAAUGUAAACAACAAUAUCAGGACUUUAAUUAUUUAUCCUUUUGCUCCAAGAACAUAAGGUUUAAAAGCCCAUGGUAGGGACUUCUGAGACCACUGAGAUAAAAACAAUGAAUUUUCCUAAUCCAUUGUUUUGGUACUAUGAGAUGCACUGAGUCAACAUUGUCUGCGUUUGUUUACUUUUACUUUAGUCAAUACUGCUCUCAGUACAGAAGACCAUAUUCUACUCUCACUAACACAUAACACACACUGCCUAAUGUUUUGUUUCUUCCUAAAAGCUUAAAGAUAACCACUGAAGAGAGUUUAGAUCCUAACUUAGAUGCCCUGAAACUCCCUUUCAGGAAGGGUUUCUGAUCCUCUGAGACACCUUCUUCAUUUAGACUCUAAAUCUCUGGUAUUCUUGCUCAUCUUCAUUCAGAUAAUUUUAGCUCAAGUCAUCGCAUCCAAAAGGUCUUCAGGAACAGAGUUUAAGUGAGUCCUUUCAUACCAAAAGAGCCCACUGCUUGCUACAAAAGCCAGAUUAUUGAGUCAACUUGUAGGCAAUGUGCAUGGUCAUUUUGUCUCUGAACAGAGACAACAAGCCAGGUGCACCCUAAGUUAAAUGCCCAGUGUUAUGUGACACAAAUUCUUCCUCUUAUCUCAAGUGACCUGGCUUCCUUCUGGCAGGUGUCCUGCUGCAUUUGCACAAUGUAUGGCCCAAAUUGUUUAAGUAAAAGAAACAGAAGUAAAAGAAUAAUUUUAAUCUGCUAAGUACUCCAUUUAACAAUAGCAUUUGAAGAGACUGUCAUAAAUAUACGUAGCUCUGGCCAAAGCCCAUGAAUAUUUCAGUGCAUAUUUUCUGCUAACUGAACAUCUGCAGUACAAUACAUUAUUAAAGGGCUAUUGUUAAAACUCUGUAAAUUAUAGGAGCAAGCAACCCCUUUCUUCUGAAAGUAGGGAACGGCACACAAUAUUAUUGUUUCUUGUUUUUUUCUCGGAAGCAGUUAUCAACCAAACUCAUAAAAAAGCAACCAAGUCAACUACCAAACUCAUAAAAAUUGUAUCUCUUCAUUUGAACAGAAAUGCCACCUUAAGAAUCAAUGAAUUUCCAUAAUUAAAACCAACAAGAAGUUUAGUAUAACUAACAAUUUCUUCCCCAAACUACUGAAUCAAAGGGUUUGGGACUGAGAUAAAUAGGCUGACUUUUGAGGGCAAUCUUAUUCUAAAAUUAAAACUGAAUGGACUGUGGUUUAUUUUUCCACUUGUACAAUUUCAAAUACAUAUCAGGUUAAUAUUUUAUCCAUCUCCCUUUAUGUUUACGUGGGAAACAAAUGAGCAUACUCUCCAACUGAACAUUUUAAAAUAAACCUUCCCCUUAUAAGUAAGGGAAAAUAAGUUAGGAAAAGUCCAUUUACCUGCUGUUUGAGAUCAAGCUCUUUGCUACAGGUAUGUCUGGGAAAAGGGAAGGUCUAAAGUUUUUUCUGUUAGCCAGGGCAAUUUCAGUGCACAACACAUUAGCAUUUAGUCCAUGGUAGAGCUAACUGAAGAGUGUUUGCAGUACUGAGGAUGAUGUUUAUUAACACAGACUGGGACAGUACAUCGACACUGAAAAAAUUGUCAUUUCCUAAGAAAAAUGAGAGAGCCAGCUAGCUGAGAUUAAAAUAAAAGUGAAUACAAACUCAUUUGAGUAGUGACUUAUCAGCUUAAACUCAGUCCAAGGCUACGCGUAGGCAAAAACCUGAGUGGCUAAUUCCUGUUAAUACCCAGAGACCUGAUCCGCUAAAGCCAACAGUCAGCCUUGUGAUAUCUUGUCACCUAGGCUUAUUAGACUGCACAUGAGAAGCCUUAAGGACUUAAGAAUGGGAUCCACAAAGUCAUCAUGGCAAUUUAUAAGAAACACCGAGAAAGGAAUUAAGACUUACGCAUUUACUGCAGGUGCAGUUUGAACCUAGGAUUACCACCCAAGCAGAAGGCAGGCAAAUGAAAGUCCAGCUCUUUUCUGUGAAACUUGUUCCUCUUUAGGUGGAAUGGUUAAAUAUUCAAUGGGUCAAAGAGAGAAAACUUGGGGUGUAUAGCUGUAAACAUGAGUGGUUAGACUGCCUCUCCUUGUUGCAAUGUCUGUUCAAAAUACUUUAAAAUAUCUCAGAGCAGGGACUGAAAUCUAGCUCUCCAGAAAUGGCAUAGGAACAGCUAGCUUCCAGCUACUUAGCAUUAUUAAGGCUGAAGUGGUGCUAGAAUGACAAGGGGAGCUUUGAAGCUCAACAGACUUUGUUAAUUAAAAACCUUAGAAGUUCACACACUUACAGAGAGACAGCCAGCACUUGGCUACAAGUUCUUCUGUUGACUUUCCUCCAUGCUGUAUUGUCUCCAUUGCUUUUUUAGCCUCAGUGACUCAAGGAGAAACACUCUUAGCAUAAAUUAAGAACACACUUUUCUCAAAAAUGCAGUUCUAAUGAAAUGAUUUAAUGUAAUUCCCCAUAACAAGCCCAUUAUCAGUCAGUGUUUUCCAUCUGUAUUCCCAAAUGUGUCUCAGAACUUACUGAAUAUACUCCAAGAGGCAUAUAUCUCAGCCUUAAGUAUUUAUUUGAAUUUGUAGAACUCAAGAUAGAGUUACAUAGCCUGAUUAAUCUAAGAGUUUCAUAAAUACUUUAGUAUAUAGUGCUCAGUUUAUACAACCACAGUUCAAUCUUGGUGUUCAAGCUAUUGGACUCCGGUGAUGUCAAACCAAAUGAGAGAACAAAAAUCUCUGAAUGAUGCAAGUUCAGUAUUGUACCUUUGUUUUGCAUGGACUGUGUUCAGUUAUAUUUAGCUUCGGAUGUGUACUUGAAACCAUCUGCACCAGAAAGUCUAUUAUUAAAGUACAGAACAUGGAUGAUUUUAGCCAGAUCCUUUGGCUGUCACUGUAAUACCAACUAUUCUUACGCUUUGAUGAAGCAUAAAAGAAGAAUGUUAAGAAAUUACAGAAGACCCACUGAUUCCAUGUUGGAAUGACACUAUAGUUAUUAAUAUUGUUUUGCUUUGUUUUUUAACUGUAGAAAACAAUAUAUAUGUUGCACCUUAUGAAAAAUGAUGUUUGGAGUCUAUUUUUCAAAUAAAAAUGACAUACAA
Messenger RNA from Rhea pennata, 6574 nucleotides. RefSeq names its product chloride voltage-gated channel 4 (gene CLCN4). Lineage: Eukaryota; Metazoa; Chordata; Aves; Rheiformes; Rheidae. Gene Ontology annotation, biological process: transmembrane transport; chloride transport. Bases 76 to 2358 code for a protein of 760 amino acids. Gene Ontology annotation, molecular function: voltage-gated chloride channel activity. The record is from RefSeq and is a predicted model, not a curated record. The transcript is spliced from 12 exons. Gene Ontology annotation, cellular component: Golgi apparatus; early endosome; synaptic vesicle.